AUGAGUGUGCGUUACAGCCCUGAAGAGGCUUUAGAGCUGAUUUUCUCACAUGUUCAGCAAGACAACUCUGAUUCAGAAGAGGAAGUAGAGGAUGUAUCCGAAGAAGAAGAUGGAGAGGAAUACAACCCAGAGCAUGAUGAAUCAUCUUCAGAAGAAGAAGAAAACCCUGAAGCUGAAACUUUCCUUUCAAAAAAUGGCAAAAUAACAUGGUCUUCAGCAGCAUAUGACCAACACGGCAGGCAUGAAGAACAAAACAUUGUAAAGAUGACCCCAGGACCCACAAGGUAUGCAGUUUCUCAUGCCCAUGAUAUUGUUUCUACAUUCUACCUGUUCAUCACACCAGCAAUAGAAAAAAUAAUCCUGGAGAUGACAAAUCUAGAGGGUUUUCGCAAAUAUGGAGACAGCUGGAAAAAGAUGGAUGAGAUUGACCUCCAGGCCUAUUUAGGGCUGUUAAUCCUAGCAGGUGUAUACAGGUCCCGAGGUGAGGCUGCAGCUAGUCUAUGGGAUGCAGAGAGUGGAAGGCCAAUUUUCCGAGCCACAAUGCCACUGAAACUCUUUCAUACCUACUCAAGACUGAUAAGAUUUGAUGACCGUGAAUCAAGACCAGCAAGACGUGUGACAGACAAACUUGCAGCCAUAAGAGAGGUAUGGGACAAGUGGGUGGAGCGGUUGCCCUACCUCUACAAUCCAGGCCCUGAUGUAACAGUGGAUGAGCAACUGGUUCCAUUUAGAGGUCGUUGUCCUUUCCGGCAGUAUAUGCCCAGCAAGCCAGCAAAAUAUGGGAUCAAAUCAUGGGUGGCUUGCGAUGCCAAAUCAAGCUAUGCUUGGAAAAUGCAAGUCUAUACUGGGAAGUCAACCAGUGAAUGCCCAGAGAAGAACCAGGGGAUGCGAGUUGUGCUUGAUGUGACAGAGGGACUCAGGGGUCACAAUGUGACAUGUGACAAUUUCUUCACCUCUUAUGAACUUGGACAGCAGCUCCUGAAGAGGAAGAUCACCAUGGUUGGUACAGUUCGAAAGAACAAGCCUGAGCUCCCACCUGCACUGCUUGCGUCAAAGGAGAGUGAGGUCUUCUCCUCAAAGUUUGCCUUCACACCCACCACCACUCUAGUUUCCUACCUCCCAAAGAAAAACAAGAAUGUAGUUCUUCUGAGCACACUGCACAAAGACAGCGAAAUUAGUGAUCGUGAGGACAGGAAGCCAAUCAUCAUCCUGGAAUACAACCGCAACAAAGGAGGUGUGGACAACCUAGAUAAGGUGAUUGGAACAUAUAGCUGCAGAAGAAUGACUGCACGCUGGCCCCUGGUCAUCUUCCACAACAUCAUUGAUGUGUCCUCCUACAAUGCAUUUGUGAUUUGGAGAGAGAUCAACCCAACCUGGAUGUCUUGUAAGCAAAACAAGAGGAGGGUGUUCCUGGAGCAGCUAGGAAAGGCACUUGUAACUCCACUCAUUGAAAGAAGGAAGCAUGUGCCCCGCACAGAUGCCUCAGCAGCAGUUGUGAAAGCUAUUCAGAGUGCAGCAGCUCCUGAUCAACCUGAGGAUCCAUCUACCACAGCCACUUCCCCAGCUAGGGCAAUCUCUGGACCCAACCGGUUCCCACCUUCUGACGCUCAGCCUGAACCACUGAACAGUAAACCCCGUGUGACCAACCCCUGA
Molecule: messenger RNA, 1653 nt
Organism: Cyprinodon tularosa
Lineage: Eukaryota; Metazoa; Chordata; Actinopteri; Cyprinodontiformes; Cyprinodontidae
Product: piggyBac transposable element-derived protein 4-like
Exons: 3
Coding region: 1-1653 (550 amino acids)
Source: RefSeq, a predicted model, not a curated record